AAGUCUAGAGAGAGAGAGAGAGGAGGGAUCUUACUUUCUUAGAGAGUCUCUGUCACGAUCUCACCAACCAAGAGUAUACCGAAUAACCCCCACCAAGGCACCAACCACCCACCGCUGAUUCCAAGUUCCAACGCCUCGCACCAUUUAAAAAGCUUCCCCUCUCCUCCUCUCUGCUUUGGUUCUCUCUCUCUCCCUUGUAUCUUGGAAGCUCCGCCCUCUCUCCUCUGCUACAUUAGUCUAUACAGACAGGCUUUGGAGGGUCGUGGACUUAACCCUGACAAGUCUGCAUCUUCUUCUCUGCUAACAGAGGCAAAAUAUUAUAAUGGGUGCCGACGGUAAGGUCUACACCUUAGAAGAAGUCUCACAGCACCGGAGUUCUAAAGAUUGCUGGCUCAUUAUUGGUGGCAAGGUAUAUGAUUUAACAAAGUUCAUGGAAGACCAUCCUGGAGGUGAUGAGGUUUUGUUGUCAGCCACAGGGAAGGACGCAACUGAUGAUUUUGAGGAUGUUGGUCACAGCAGCAGUGCGAGAGCAAUGAUGGAUGAAUUCUAUAUUGGAGAGAUUGAUGCAUCUACCAUCCCCAAAAAGGUCAAGUACGCCCCUCCCAAGCAGCCCCACUACAACCAGGACAAAACUACUGAAUUUAUCAUCAAGCUACUGCAGUUCCUGGUUCCCCUUGCAAUCUUGGGGUUAGCUGUAGGAAUCCGUUUCUACACCAAAUCAACCUCCUAACUUGUCAAGAAUACAUUGUCAAACAGUCUUCCAAAUAAGUUUGUGUCAAUGGUAAAAGACCCUCCAAUAUGAUCUGUUCAUGUUGUUGUUGCCCCAACUUGUGGGGUGGGAGGAGGGUAGUAGGGCUGUCAACUUGUCUGGUAGCAUAAUUAACUUGUUUUGUACUGCCAAAUUCUGUACUCAUUUUCCUUCAUUUAUAUUUGAGAUCGGGUCUUGACUUCUUUGUUAUGUUUUUA
This is a messenger RNA of Nelumbo nucifera (sacred lotus), 966 nucleotides long. RefSeq names its product cytochrome b5. Gene Ontology annotation, molecular function: heme binding. Gene Ontology annotation, cellular component: intracellular membrane-bounded organelle; membrane. The record is from RefSeq and is a predicted model, not a curated record. NCBI's taxonomy places the organism in Eukaryota, Viridiplantae, Streptophyta, Magnoliopsida, Proteales, Nelumbonaceae.